This is a messenger RNA of Gossypium arboreum, 2816 nucleotides long. Its product is annotated as putative chloride channel-like protein CLC-g. Lineage: Eukaryota; Viridiplantae; Streptophyta; Magnoliopsida; Malvales; Malvaceae. The record is from RefSeq and is a predicted model, not a curated record. Gene Ontology annotation, molecular function: voltage-gated chloride channel activity. Gene Ontology annotation, cellular component: intracellular membrane-bounded organelle; plant-type vacuole membrane. Gene Ontology annotation, biological process: chloride transport; transmembrane transport.
ACUCUUAUCUCUCUAUUUUUUAUAGGAAAAAUAUUUGGUACAAAAUUCUGCUUGGAACAAAAAAAAAAAAAAAACAAACAGAAAUUCAACCUUUGACUUCUCUGUCUAUCUCUACUGGUCUUCGCCUCCACCCAAGCUCUACCACCAGACCAGCCACCCCAAAAUCCCGCCCCACGUGAGGCCAUGUCAGAGGAUGCGCCACCGUUCCAAACCCAAGAUCAUGACUCUCUCACCAUUCCUUUACUCUCUCACCAGCAGCGAUCCAUUAAUUCCACCUCUCAGGUCGCCAUCGUUGGCGCCAACGUCUGCCCCAUCGAAAGCCUCGAUUAUGAGAUUGCGGAGAAUGAUUUCUUCAAACAAGACUGGAGGGCACGUGGAAAGGUCCAGAUUUUUCAAUAUAUUUUCAUGAAAUGGCUUCUGUUUUUGAUUGGCGGUUUCGUCAGUCUCGUUGGUUUCUUCAAUAAUCUCGCCGUUGAGAAUAUCGCCGGCGUUAAGUUCGUCAUCACUUCUAACAUGAUGCUUGCUCAAAGGUACUGGAUGGCAUUUCUAGUGUUUUCUCUAUCGAAUUUGGCUCUAACUCUCUUUGCCGCCAUCAUUACGGCGUUUAUUUCUCCCGCCGCUGCUGGUUCCGGUAUACCGGAAGUGAAGGCUUACUUGAAUGGCGUAGAUGCUCCGGGAAUACUUUCAAUACGAACUUUAAUAGUUAAGAUUGUGGGAAGCAUUGCUGCAGUGUCUUCUUCUCUGCUGGUCGGAAAGGCAGGGCCCAUGGUGCAUACUGGUUCCUGCAUUGCAGCAUUGUUCGGACAAGGUGGGUCGAGAAGAUAUGGUUUAACAUGGAAGUGGCUUCGUUUCUUUAAAAAUGACAGAGACCGACGAGAUCUUGUAACAUGUGGAUCGGCAGCUGGAAUUGCUGCUGCUUUCCGUGCCCCGGUCGGAGGUGUGCUGUUUGCUCUUGAAGAAAUGGCAUCUUGGUGGAGAAGUUCCCUUCUUUGGAGAGCUUUCUUUACGACUGCUGUGGUUGCAAUCGUACUUCGAGCCCUAAUUGAUGUUUGUUUAAGUGGCAAGUGUGGGCUAUUUGGUAAAGGGGGUUUGAUAAUGUUUGACGUCUAUUCAGCAAAUGUUUCGUAUCACCUAGCCGAUGUGCCUCCUGUUCUUGCUCUUGGAGUUAUUGGGGGCAUAUUGGGAAGUUUCUAUAAUUUCCUUUUAGUUAAGGUUCUCAAAGUUUAUAACCUCAUUAACGAGAAAGGCAUUUUUUAUAAAAUUUUUAUUGCUUGCACGAUCUCCAUUUUUACAUCGUGUCUGCUUUUUGGAUUACCAUGGCUUGUAUCUUGCCAAUCAUGCCCCUCAGAUGCAUCUGAAGACUGUCCCACAAUAGGCCGAUCUGGUAACUAUAAGAAAUUUCAGUGCCCCUCUGGUCACUACAAUGAUCUUGCAAGCCUCAUUUUCAACACAAAUGAUGAUGCUAUCAGGAAUCUUUUUAGCAAGAAUACUGACACUGAGUUUCAGCUCUCAACAAUGCUCAUAUUUUUUGUCACCUGCUUCAUUCUAAGUAUUUUUAGCUACGGGAUUGUUGCUCCAGCAGGGCUAUUUGUACCUGUGAUAGUAACUGGAGCAUCUUAUGGGCGUUUCAUCGGAAUGUUAAUUGGUUCUUGGGGAAAUCUUAGUCAUGGUCUUUAUGCUGUACUUGGUGCGGCUUCAUUUCUUGGUGGAUCUAUGAGGAUGACAGUCUCCUUGUGUGUUAUAAUUCUGGAAUUGACCAAUAAUCUAUUACUGUUGCCAUUAAUAAUGGUGGUUCUCCUUGUUUCCAAGACUGUAGCGGAUGCAUUUAAUGGCAAUGUUUAUGACCUUAUUAUGAAAGUAAAAGGUUUUCCAUACCUAGAAACUCAUGCUGAACCUUAUAUGAGACAGCUAACCGUUGCUGAUGUUGUCUCUGGCCCGCUUCAGCUGUGUCAUGGAAUUGAGAAGGUCGGUAAUAUCGUACACAUCCUCAAAACCACAAUGCAUCACGGGUUUCCAGUUAUUGAUGAGUCUCCACAUUCUGAAUCCCCAGUUUUGUAUGGUUUGAUCCUUCCUCAUCUUAUUGCACUGCUAAAGAAGAAAGCGUUCUUGUGCACCCCUGUGCAGUUAGGUGCUGAUGCUUUUAGACAUUUCUCGUCAGAUGACUUUGCAAAGAAGGGCUUAGGUAAUGUUGACAAGAUAGAAGACAUAGAAUUGACAGAUGAGGAGAUGGACAUGUUCCUGGAUUUACACCCUUUUACCAACGCUUCACCGUACACAGUUGUGGAGACGAUGUCACUAGCUAAGGCUCUCAUACUUUUCCGUGAAGUUGGUCUGCGACACCUACUUGUCAUACCCAAGAUCUCUAGCAGAGCACCAGUGGUGGGCAUAUUGACAAGGCAUGAUUUCAUGCCGGAACACAUAUUAGGUUUGCAUCCAUCGUUGGUAAGGAGCAGGUGGAAAAGAUUGAGGUUUCAAUUCCCCCUUUUACUGAAAAUAUUCUAGGUGGGGGAUCUCAUUCAGUUGUUGCAAACGGGGCUUACUCUUGGGAUUAAAUUUGUAUAUAGUCUUGCACUCUUAAACUGCACCGAGUUGUACGAUGAUUCUCUCCCUUUAUGAUUCAGCACCCUCAUUUAGCUCGCAGGCGAAGACUAACCCAGCGAGGAAUCGCAUGAACCCAUCCAAAAUUUGUAUUUUGCAUUUACUGCAGGAGUUGAGGCAAGUCAGAAUCUUCCAACCUUGACAAUUUUUGCUUUUGGUUAAAUCUCUUUGUAUGCAUUAAUAAACUAGUUACGGCUUUCUGAAAGAGCUUUCUUGAA